AUGGAGAAGAAGCAGAAGAACAUUGGCGACAUCCUCCCUCAUGACCUGAUUCACAGAAUCUUACUGAGAGUGCCGGCCAAGCAUCUCGCUCGCCUCAGGUGCAUUUCGAAGCUCUGGCUUCCUUGCAAGUUCCAUCUGUAUGGAUUUGGUUAUGAUGCUUCACAAGAUGACUAUUUAGUUGUUGUAGCUUGGCACGAUAAGGAUUACCAUUAUCACUUGGAUUACUUGUCCUUGAGAACCAAUUCAUGGAUUAAUCUCGAUGCUGCACUCACCAAACCCUUGGGUGUUUUUGAGAUCAAUUAUUGUGGGUUGUUCUUGAAUGGUGCUAUUCAUUGGCUCCCUCACUCUCCUAAAACUUACAGGGGUGCUAUUCUUAUCUUUGAUCUGAAGGAGAGGACUUUAUCAAAGAUAUCUGGGCCGGAACAACCUGUAAUGAGUGCAUUCUCCUAUUCAAAUCUCGCCUUACUAGGAGGCUGCCUAGCCUUGUAUUAA
This is a messenger RNA of Arachis duranensis, 492 nucleotides long. Its product is annotated as F-box/kelch-repeat protein At3g23880-like. The transcript is spliced from 2 exons. The record is from RefSeq and is a predicted model, not a curated record. Gene Ontology annotation, molecular function: protein binding. Lineage: Eukaryota; Viridiplantae; Streptophyta; Magnoliopsida; Fabales; Fabaceae. The coding region runs from base 1 to 492 and encodes 163 amino acids.